AUGCAGCCCUCGGAAUACCUCACUCGUCGUGAGCUCACAGAGCAAUACAAUAUUCACUUCCUCGGACCAGUGCAGCCUUGUCGCUGGCCAGAAACUCACCGCAGACUGUUUGCAGACGUACAGAAACUUGGUGACCAGAAAUUCGACUCUUAUGUCGAGAGUAUCACCGUCGACUCGAUUGACAAGCCAUGGAGAGCACGAACACAAUGGCGAGCGAAAAGACUUGCGGCGCUCGCGAAGAAGUAUCGCGGGGAAGGCCAUAGGGAGCGGGGUUGGAGGAAUAAUAUUGAACCUGAGGUAUUUCAGCGAUUUAGUGUUGAAGUUACCUGCCCCGAAUGUAGGUCAAGAUUGUGGGAAUCUGAAUUCAAUGCUGCCGUAGACAACUUGGAGCCAUUCGCAGAAUCAUUGGAAGAGCGUCGUUUGAAGAGGAGAGCUUGUGAAUGCCCUGAACAGCUGGGAAGUAAUAGCUACGAGCCUGGCAUCAACAUGAUCUUCUCAGACAGAUCCGAAGCAGCAAUCAAGCAUGUUCCCCCGUUGCCUAUCAAGAAGUCAAAUAGGAAUAAGCAGUCUAAAGAAGAGCCAGACAGGGUGUAUGGACUGAAACAAGCCGGGGACUUCAACUUCAUUCUAAACUCUGCCGCCAAAACAGACCCUUCCAAGCGCCUACGAGACACCAUAGAGAUCAGUCCGUUCUUUAACGAGCGGGAGCCUCUUCUAUUUCCUUUCCUAAUCAUGGAGGCCAAAUCCACUAAACAGGGUGAUACGGCCGCUGUCGAGUUACAGAGUGCCUUCUGCAUAAGACGGCUCCUGAGGCUGCAGCAAAAUCUCAAAGAAGCAGCGGGUGAAGAAACUCAAUGGAAAACGGGGCCGCUUUUAUGGUUCUUUCACUGGUAUGGCGAGCGUUGGAUAGUUGCUGGCUGUUUCGUGGAAAACGUCAAUGGGAGCGCACAUUGGUCUACCGUUGACUUGUGGAGUGGAAAUAUUUGCGAUCUUGACGGAGCGAUUCAGCUUCUUUUGAUUGUUGAUUACAUUUUUGACUGGGCUCGCGACGUUUACCGGCGAUCCAUCUUUAAUGAACUGAAUAUACUAGCCUCUGAUGAUAUCGCUGGUACGGUCCCCAUACCGGAUAUCUACUCUACGAUCGAAAGGUCAGUAUCUGCAUGGGUGGAUGAAGCAGAAAGGGAACGGCCAUCUCAGGAUUCAAAUGCUUUCUACGAGCAAGCUACCACUGAUGACACGGUUCCUGAAUUUUUGAAUCUGAUUCAUCCUCAGGGAGUAGUUCGUGACGCGUCUAUCAUUGAGUCAAAGUUUCUUGCGCUACAUAUCGCCGUGGAUAAUGUUGAGAGCUUUUUACUUUCGUUCCCCACAGUUGAAAGUUCAUACAAGGCCAUCCAGGUUAUUCUACAGUAUAUGCAGGAUGCGUGGCGGAUGGAUGCCAGUACUCUUCAAGAACUGGAAACUCACUGGACCGGCAAUGACCGCGGAUAUUCUGAUGAUCAAGAAAUAUUCUAUGCACGAGUUGUAGUCCUCAUGCACAUUGGACCCGAAUGGCAACCCGUCCGAUUGAUCACAUAUCUCGCUGUCUCAGAGGCGGCUUUGAAGAUGAUGGCUAGUAAACUGGCGACAAAUCCAAUGUCUAAUUUCUUUGAUUCCAAUUUCAAGGUUGCUGUUAAGUCCCAUAUUUCCAAGCAAUCGCUCCUCAGACGCAUUGACAUGUUCAAGGAACAUUCAAUUGUCGACAAUUUGACUGCAGCUGUAUACACCAUGUGUCUGUCUAGUACGAUACACCGACGUGGCGGAAGGAUCAAGAACGAAUUUUCCCUAAACCGACGUGCGCCGUUCUUCGGGUUUGUCCAGGACAAUGCACCCGGCGUGCUCGAUAUGGUGACCACGGUCUAUGAGUCACAUAAAAUCGGCCGUAAACAGCCCACAGACUCAUAUUUACGUUAUUCAUGUAUCCGGACCAAGCAAACCAGACAGUUCGGGAGUAUCCGGAUGUGGACUCACCUUGAGCCCCUAUUCGUUCAUUAUACGGGGUGUAUCUUGGUCGAUGGACUUCAUCAAAACGGCAACAUACCCAAAAGGUGUCUAUAUACUGUCGAUGGUUCAUGCGAAAUGGAAGUAGUACCUGAACUGCUUGAUCGCUUGUCACAACAAGGACGUUACUACAGUACAGUGCCGUUAGACCCGGGGACUCGGCUUGGAGAAUACUUUGGCUUUCUGAAUCAGCAAAGUCAGGCAAUUGGAUUUUGGAACCAGAAUAGAGAUCCGGAGUCUAUUGCAGUUUGGCUGGAAUUCUUGAGCAGACAAGAUACAAGCAAGUCAAAGCAGCAGCCGAUAGUGAUUGUUUUAGACGACGAACCCACCACCGAAGUUCAUGAACAAGAUGUGGAUAUGGCAUGA
Messenger RNA from Talaromyces stipitatus ATCC 10500, 2403 nucleotides. RefSeq lists its product as uncharacterized. Bases 1 to 2403 code for a protein of 800 amino acids. The transcript is spliced from 4 exons. The record is from RefSeq and is a predicted model, not a curated record. Lineage: Eukaryota; Fungi; Ascomycota; Eurotiomycetes; Eurotiales; Trichocomaceae.